AUGUUGAAAACAAUUCCAGAAAUCUCGAUCGUCGACUCGAGCUUGAAGGUGCUUGUAGUAGAAGACUGCAGAGCUUUCAGGCGCCUUCCUUCCAGCAUCGGCAACCUCAAGUCGUUGGAGGUACUAGCCUUGAUUGGUGCAGCUAUCAGAAUGUUGCCUUCGUCAAUACAAGAACUAGACCAGCUUCGUACGCUGGACUUGACUAAUUGCAAAAUGUUGGAGUCUAUACCCGGUGCGAUCAGCAGGCUCGAUCGUCUCUCUCAACUCUAUCUACUGGGCUGCGAGAGCCUUCGUUCUUUGCCCGAACUUCCUCUCAAUGUGAAGCUUUUAGUCGCCAGUAAUUGCAAGUCGUUGCAAACAGUUUCGAGCAACAACUUUAGCAAGCUCCAUUUCUUGAACCUCAACUUGGUGGGUUGUCUCCAGUUAGACCGCAAGUUGCUCUGGAGAAUGCUUGCAAAAUUGCCGCUUCAGGAUGUCUCUCAACGAACUCAGGUAUGUACAUAUAAUAUAUAUAUAGUAUGCCUAGCUAAAUGUUUGGUUAUUCGUCUUUAUGCUGCAAAUCCAGAACACAGAAGAGCACUGGGUCGCAUUUUAUUAAAAAAUUAG
This is a messenger RNA of Linum tenue, 606 nucleotides long. NCBI's taxonomy places the organism in Eukaryota, Viridiplantae, Streptophyta, Magnoliopsida, Malpighiales, Linaceae. The record is from the annotation of a GenBank genome assembly.